Molecule: messenger RNA, 1020 nt
Organism: Aspergillus nomiae NRRL 13137
Lineage: Eukaryota; Fungi; Ascomycota; Eurotiomycetes; Eurotiales; Aspergillaceae
Product: nmrA-like family protein
Exons: 2
Source: RefSeq, a predicted model, not a curated record
CGACGGUGUUCCAAACUGUCAGGAACCAAAUCAUCACAGCGUCAUUCAAACCCCUCGAAAGCCUUCCACAAAAUGACCAUCGCUCUGCUGAUCAUCGGCGCCACCGGCAAACAAGGUGGUGCCGUUGUUGACGCGCUAGUCGCCCAGGACGCAGAUGUGGAGAUCCUCGCCGUGACCCGGAAUGCCCAAUCCCCAUCAGCCCAGAAACUGGCUCAGAAGUCGGACAAGGUUAAGCUGGUUCAGGGCGAUCUCAACAAUCCCGCGGGCAUCUUUGAAAAUGCCAAGAAAGCCUCAUCCUUGCCUGUUUGGGGCGUAUUCAGUCUUCAGGUUAAACUGACGGAGGGUGGUCGAAAUAAACAGAGCCCCUUUGCGAAAGGCGAGAGUCUCGAAAGCGAAGAACGCCAAGGCAAGGCCCUCAUUGAUGAGGCUACCAAACAGCGCGUGCAACACUUCGUCCAAACAUCUGUGGACCGCGGUGGCGAUGCAUCGACCGACAACCCCACGAACGUGCCCCAUUUCGUGACCAAGUACAAUAUCGAACAGUACCUAUUCGAGAAAACCAAAGACGGGUCUAUGGAUUGGACCGUUUUGCGACCGGUGUUCUUUUUCGACAACCUUACACCAGACUUUAUCGGCAAAGUUACCUUCACGGCCUGGGACGCAUAUAUACAGGGAAAGCCGCUCCAGUGCAUCGCGACUAGCGACAUCGGCAUAAUUGCGGCCCAGGUCCUCUUGCAGCACGACCGAUUCAAGAACCAGUGUCUCUCUCUGGCAGGCGACGAGCUUACCUUCGAGCAGAUGGCAAAGAAAUUUAAGACCCAAACGGGGCAUAGUGUGCCCACUACGUUCCGCUUUGUGGCCUACUUUAUCAUGAUGAUGGCCAAGGAUCUGAGGCUCAUGUUCAAAUGGUUCCACAAUCAGGGCUAUGGUGCUGAUAUCAAGCAGAUCAAACAGAUCCAUCCGGGAUUGAAGGAUUUCGAUACCUGGUUGAAGGACGAAAGCCAAUUUCUCAAACAUUGA